Molecule: messenger RNA, 6294 nt
Organism: Effrenium voratum
Lineage: Eukaryota; Dinophyceae; Suessiales; Symbiodiniaceae
Source: the annotation of a GenBank genome assembly
AUGGAGGUGUUCGACGACUUUGCCGUCGAGCUUGGAUUGAAGCCGCUGGAGAAGCGGCGACUGGAGAAGGCCAUGAACUCAGCCAUUGAGAGACACGGCGGCGGCGGCGGUGGCGGCGGUGGCGGCGGCGCCCCAGACCCCGCUGCCCAGGCCAGGGCACAGCUGGCGGCUGCCAAGAGCGCCCCACAGCUGCGGCAGGCCAUAUCGGCAUCGAGGGCUGCUGGCCUGAGCCGGGCCGAGCUGGCGCAGGCUGAGGCAGCCUUGGCGCGCGCUGAGGCCACUGAGGAGCCUUUGGGUGAGAAACACGUGGCAUGGACCGAUUUGCCGCCACAGCGGCUGCGAGAGAGAAUCCAUCAGGCCUGCGAGAUGGCUGUGAGGAUCGAUACAGCAAGCAUCGACUGGCACAUUUACGCCUUUGAGCCAAGCGAAGCGGCGCAAGGCAAGCAUUGUGAGCCAACAAGCAGCGACGCGCUAGCCGCCAUCAGAUAUCCGCUUUGCGACGUCACGCGGCCCAACUUGGCCGUUGAUGUUUGCAACUCGGUUCGUGGAUACCACGGCGUUUGUCAGGAGUUGGCAAGAGCACAGCGGUGCCCACAGAACGGCACUCUGAACCUGAUCCUGGAGCAUGCAGGAUACAAUGUGAAGCUUUUUGGAAAGAUGGACACUGGGGGCGGUGCUGCCAUGAAUCCGCCGGGCACCAAAGGCGUUGGAAUGCAUACUGAAGCUGACUGGCCUCGGCCGCCAGCGUAUCCUUCAUCAGUCUGGGGUGGCUACAAGCCCGGCAACAUGCUGCACAGCUGGGCGGCCAGCUCUAUGGUGACGAAGCCAGAGAAGAUCCCAUACGAUGAUCCGAGCAGCAGCUGGGUGAAGACUUCAUCCUCCGAAGGGUCCCCCCACGAAGACGAUUGGCAGACGGUGGAAAGCUGCGUCCAGUUCCUCGCUUCCUGGAAGCCUGGCGAUGCCCCCUUUUUCUUGUAUUGUUCUGUUCUCAACCCUCAUCCGCCGUUCUGGUCCAACGCAACUUACCAGUCGAGUUUGAACACCACUGCACUGCGAGCACUGCUGGCGCGGCCGGUGGGCGCCAGGCACCCGGCAGACCAACUGCAGCAGCAAAGGGAAGGAGUCCCUGCGUGGAACGCGACGCUGGCAUGGGAGCUCUCCACGGCGUACUAUGGACAGGUCCAGGAGACGGAUCUCAUGGUCGGCCGCAUCCUAAAAGCGUUAGGCAAGCUCCGCGACGACUCGACACUGACAAUCUUCACGUCUGAUCAUGGAGAGCUAAAACUAGAGCACGGCCACGUCGAGAAGAUGAGCCAUUUUGAGGGCUCCGCGCGUGUGCCGCUCAUGGUCAUGGGCCCGUCUCUGAGCCCUCGACUGACCAGGGCCCCAGUGUCGCUCAUCGACCUUUUUCCCACUUUCCUGGACUUUGCUGGAGUGGAGCGGCCGGCGUUUCUGGAGGGCAACAGCUUCCGAGCGCUGCUGCAAGGUGGCCCAGCAGCGUCGGACAUAGUGCUGUCGGAGUUCAUGGGCGAGUCAGCCUUCCCGACGAAUUGGAUGCUCCGUCGCGGCGCGUGGAAGCUCAUCAGCUACGGCCCGGCCUUUCCGCCGCUGCUCUUCGACUUGGAGGCGGAUCCGGCGGAGGCGCAGGACCUCUCCCGGCUCCGACCAGAUCUGGUGACGGAGCUGAACGCGCUGCUGAACUCGCGGGUGAACGUCGCUGCUGCUCUGCGUGAGCUGGAGCAGGAGAACAAGGCGCAUGUGAGGCGCUGGAUGGACUCGUACGGAAGUGAAGAUGCCUGGCAGCAGCAGUUCCUUCACUUUUACGCAGGUGCCACGGCAGCGGAUGCGCUCAAGCUUAAAGAAUGGCUCGGCGACAGCCGAGGCCCUGCCGUGGACCGCCUGUCUGCUGCGCUUGACGCAGCCGCGGCGGCCGGCCUGCCUGAUGAGGACCCUGCAGUGGCGGAGGCAUGGUAUCUGCGAGAGGACGACCUGAUGGCCGACGCCGAAGUUCCAGAGGUUGAGGGGCUGCGAGCAGUCUUCGAAGAAGCCCGCCUCCCGCAGCGAGCGGAAGAGGCGGUUGCAUGGUGCCGUGGCCAGAGGUUUCAGCAGAGCUCGGAGGUUGUUGCAGCAGCUCAGGCGCUCGGAGAUCACCUGAAUCUCCGACCUUUGGAGAGAAAGCGAUUAGACAAGGCUUUGGGCGCCUGGGCUGAAGAGGCACAAAGUGAGAACGUGGACCAGAGGCAAGUAGCAUUCUUGGAGCGAGUAAGUGGAAGACAGGAAGAGCAGCGUAAGGAGGAUGCGUGUGCACAAGAGGCUGAACAGCUAGAGGAGGAGCGGAAGCGGCAAGAGGAGGAGGUCGAGAGGAUAAGACAAGAAGAGGAAGCAGAAAGAAAGCGGCACGAGGAGGAGGCCGAGAGAAUAAGACAAGAAGAGGAGGCAGAAAGAAAGCGGCAAGAGGAGGAGGCUGAGAGGAUAAGACAAGAGGAGGAGGCAGAAAGAAAAAAGCACGAGGAGGAGGCCGAGAGGAUACGGCAAGAAGAGGAGGCAGAAAGAAAGCGGCAAGAGGAGGAGGCCGAGAGGAUAAGACAGGAAGAGGAGGCAGAAAGAAAGCGGCACGAGGAGGAGGCCGAGAGGAUACGGCAAGAAGAGGAGGCAGAAAGAAAGCGGCAAGAGGAGGAGGCCGAGAGGAUAAGACAAGAGGAGGAGGCAGAAAGAAAAAAGCACGAGGAGGAGGCCGAGAGGAUAAGACAAGAAGAGGAGGCUGAAAGGAUAAAGCAAGAAGAGGAGGCAGAAAGACAACGACACGAGGAGGAGGCCGAAAGGAUAAGGCAAGAAGAGGAGGCAGAGAGAAAGCGGCACGAGGAGGAGGCCGAAAGGAUAAGACAAGAAGAGGAGGCAGAAAGAAAGCGGCAAGAGGAGGAGGACGAGAGGAUAAGACAAGAAGAGGAGGCAGAAAGAAAGCGGCAGGAGGAGGAGGCCGAAAGGAUAAGACAAGAAGAGGAGGCAGAAAGAAAGCGGCAGGAGGCGGAGGCCGAGAGGAUAAGACAAGAAGAGGAGGCAGAAAGGAAGCGGCAAGCGGAGGAGGCCGAGAGGAUACGGCAAGAAGAGGAGGCAGAAAGGAAGCGGCACGAGGAGGAGGCCGAGAGGAUACGGCAAGAAGAGGAGGCAGAAAGAAAGCGGCAAGAGCAGGAGGAGGCUGAAAGAAGGAGGCAGCACAACGUGUUGGAAGCAGCAGCUGCGCAAAACGACGUGGUUUCGCUGGAAGCUGCGAUAGCAGCGAGCACACUAGCAACGCCAGAGGUUUUGCAGCAGGCCAAGGACACCCUUUCCAGGCUCCAAGCAUUCAAUGCCCUGGAGGCGUUGUUGAAGCAGCCGCAGGUAGAGGUCCCUGCUUUGGAGGCUGCUCUCGCGACCGCAGAAGCGGUGAGGGUGGAGGACUUGGCCGCUGCGCGGCAGAAGCUGAAGGAGCUGCAAGACCAGGCAGCAGCGGAGAAAGCAUUGCAGAAGGCGCUGAAAGGCAAAGACACGGAGGCGCUCUCAUCUGCUAUUGCCGCGGCCCGCAGCGCCGCAGCUUGUGAGGAUCUGGUGAAACAAGCAGAGCAGCGUUUGCAUGAACUGGAAGCAGAGAAGGAGAGGAAGGCUGCCCAAGAGGAGCUUGCGAAAGCCGUCAAAGCAGCAAACGUCGGCGAGUUGGAGGCGGCCUUGUCAAAAGCCGAGAAGUGCGAUCUGCCGGACAAGGAACUGAAGAAGCCUCGGCAAGUCCUGGCUGAGCUGAAGAGCCGAGAAGAAGCAAGCGCUGCUUUGGAGAAAGCAGCGGCUGGAAAGGACAUGGAGGCGCUCAAAGCGGCCAUUGCGAAAGCCAAAGCGAGCAAGGUGCAGGAGUCAGCCACUGCUGAAGCAGAGAAGAAGCUGCAGGAGCUUCGGCGAAUCGCAGAUCGUGAAACGACGACCGCUGCGCUGCAUGCGGCGUCGGAGGCAGCAGAUCUGAAGGCAUUGCAGGCAGCCAUCGAGAAGGCGGAGGCUUGCAGCGUGCCUGAGAAGGAACUGAAGAAGCCUCGGCAAGUCCUGGCUGAGCUGAAGAGCCGAGAAGAAGCAAGCGCUGCUUUGGAGAAAGCAGCGGCUGGAAAGGACAUGGAGGCGCUCAAAGCGGCCAUUGCGAAAGCCAAAGCGAGCAAGGUGCAGGAGUCAGCCACUGCUGAAGCAGAGAAGAAGCUGCAGGAGCUUCGGCGAAUCGCAGAUCGUGAAACUGCGACCGCUGCGCUGCAUGCGGCGUCGGAGGGAGCAGAUCUGAAGGCAUUGCAGGCAGCCAUCGAGAAUGCGGAGGCUUGCAGCGUGCCUGAGAAGGAACUGAAGAAGCCUCGGCAAGUCCUGGCUGAGCUGAAGAGUCGAGAAGAAGCAAGCGCUGCUUUGGAAAAAGCAGCGGCUGGAAAGGACAUGGAGGCGCUCAAAGCGGCCAUUGCGAAAGCCAAAGCGAGCAAGGUGCAGGAGUCAGCCACUGCUGAAGCAGAGAAGAAGCUGCAGGAGCUUCGGCGAAUCGCAGAUCGUGAAGCUGCGACCGCUGCGCUGCAUGCGGCGUCGGAGGGAGCAGAUCUGAAGGCAUUGCAGGCAGCCAUCGAGAAGGCGGAGGCUUGCUGCGUGCCUGAGAAGGAACUUAAGAAGCCUCGGCAAGCCCUGGCUGAGCUGAAGAGCCGAGAAGAAGCAAGCGCUGCUUUGGAAAAAGCAGCGGCUGGAAAGGACAUGGAGGCGCUCAAAGCGGCCAUUGCGAAAGCCAAAGCGAGCAAGGUGCAGGAGUCAGCCACUGCUGAAGCAGAGAAGAAGCUGCAGGAGCUUCGGCGAAUCGCAGAUCGUGAAGCUGCGACCGCUGCGCUGCAUGCGGCGUCGGAGGGAGCUUGCAGUGUGGCUGACAAGGAACUGAAGAAGCCUCGGCAAGUUCUGGCCGAGCUGAAGAGCCGAGAAGAAGCAAGUGCUGCUUUGGCAAAAGCAGCGGCUGGAAAGGACAUGGAGGCGCUCAAAGCGGCCAUUGCAAAAGCCAAAGGGACAGAUGUGAAGGCCUUGCAGGCAGCCAUAGAGAAGGCUGAGGCUUGCAGCGUGGCUGACAAGGAACUGAAGAAGCCUCGGCAAGUUCUGGCCGAGCUGAAGAGCCGAGAAGAAGCAAGUGCUGCUUUGGCAAAAGCAGCGGCUGGAAAGGACAUGGAGGCCCUCAAAGCGGCCAUCGCAACAGCCAAGGCCAGCAAGGUGCAGGAGUCAGCCACUGCUGAAGCAGAGAAGAAGCUGCAGGAGCUUCAGCGAAUCGCAGAUCGUGAAGCGGCGACAGCUGCGCUGCAUGCGGCGUCGGAGGCAGCAGAUGUGAAGGCGUUGCAGGCAGCCAUUGAGAAGGCUGAGGCUUGCAGCGUGCCUGAAGAGGCACUGGAGGAGCCACGACGAGUGUUGGCCGAAGUGACAGCUCGAGAGGAAGCAAUUUCCACAUUAGCAGAAGCAGCAGCUGGCAAAGAUGUGGAGGCCCUCAAAGCGGCCAUCGCAACAGCCAAGGCCAGCAAGGUGCAGGAGUCAGCCACUGCUGAAGCGGAGAAGAAGCUGCAGGAGCUUCAGCAAAUCGCAGAUCGCGAAGCGGCGACAGCUGCGCUGCAUGCGGCGUCGGAGGCAGCAGAUGUGAAGGCGUUGCAGGCAGCCAUUGAGAAGGCGGAGGCUUGCAGCGUGGCUGAAGAGGAGCUUGGAAAGAGCCGCAAUGCUUUGCGCGAGCUCAGCAAGAAGGAGUCUGAAGCCAGGCAAGGCGGCGAGGCCUAUGCAGCUUUGGAGGCCGCGCAGGCCUCAGGGGAUGCCACGGCCCUCGCGGCCGCCAUCCCGGCGGCUGAAGCUGCCGGCGUGGACCAAGACGCGCUGGCCACGGCCAAGAAGGCUCUCUUCCGGCUGCAGAAGGAGAAGCGGGAGAAGGGCAAGAUGGAGCGUGCCCGCACCACUGCCACGGAAGAGCUGGCGGCCGCCAUGGCGAGUGAUAACGCCGAGGAGCUGCGCAAGGCGGUGCAGAAGGCGGAGGAGGCCGGGCUGCCGCUGCAGGAGGCGCACGCACGCUUGGAGGUUCUGGAAGAGAAGGAGAAGGCGGACUGCAUCGGUCUUGCCUUCGAGGAUCUCGAGUAUGCGAUCUCGCAGGACGACGUGGAGGCUGCGACGCUGGCGCUUGAAGAUGCCGCUGGUAUGGGAGCUGAUGAGGAGGAGUUGCGGAAGGCGGACGAGAAGAUCGCCGACUUGCGCAUGAAGCUGGACCCAGAGGCCUGCGCGGUCGGCCGUAAAGACUAG